AACCAGAGCAAGCCCGGUGCCCUUUUUCUACAUUCAAUAGGGUGGAUCAGAGGGUCGGUGCUACAGAACUCUUCUGAGCUUCAGCGUUUAAAGCCAGUUGAGCUGAAGGCAGCUCCAAGGAUGGCGUAUCAACAGAAGCUGGCAGAGAAGCUUAGCAUCCUCAAUGACAGGGGCAGGGGCGUCCUCGUCCGUACCAACUACAUUAAAAAGAUAUGCUCUGAUCCAAAGCAGAAACCCGCUUUCCUCACUGACAAGAGUAUGGAGUCCGCCAUGAAAUACAUCAACAAGAAAUUCCCCAAUGUUGACUAUCGGGGUAACAGCCAACAGCUGAGCGCUGUCCAUAAGGAGAAAUCUGAAGUCCUAAAGACUCUGACAAAUUUCUAUCACUCUUUUAUUGACAUAAUGGAGUUCAGGGACCAUGUAUAUGAGCUUCUGAAUACAGUUGAUGCUUGCCAGUGUUUCUUUGAUAUUACUGUAAAUUAUGACUUUACAAAGAAUUACUUGGACCUCAUUAUUACUUACGUCUCCGUGAUCCUGCUGCUGUCUCGCAUUGAUGACAGGAAAGUCUUGGUAGGCAUGUACAACUGUGCCCAUGAGAUGUCUAAUGGAUCCAGUGAUUCUGCUUAUCCACGGCUGGGACAAAUGUUGCUGGAAUAUGAAAAUCCUUGGAAGAAGAUGACAGAAGAAUUUGGACCACACACUAAGGCUGUGACAGAGGCCCUGCUGUCACUUCAGCAGAUCUAUCCUCGACGAAACUUGCCUGCAGAACAGUGGCGCAAUGCACAGAUGCUUAGUUUGUUGAGCUCUGCGCCUACCAUGUUGAACCCUGCCACCUGUGACACGAUGCUGUGUGAGUACUUAUCUAUGGAGACAAUGGAACGGUGGAUAAUCAUUGGUUUUUUGCUGUGCCAUGGAAGUCUAAACACACACCAGCCAUCUCAAGACUUGUGGAAAAGUGCAUUACGGAGUGGACUUUGCAUUACACUUAUCAGAGAUGAACUGCUGUUCUUCCAUAAGACCACUGAAGACUUUUUUGACAACAUGAAGGGGUAUAACAAACGGAUAGCAGAUAUUAAGGAAAGCAGAGAAUAUGUAGCAAACAACAGUGGCCCCUUCCACAGAGAGAGACGUCAAUAUCUAAGGAACAUUCUAAAAGAACUCACGAUGCUCAUCACAGAUGAGCCAGGACUGCUGGGACCUAAGGCACUUUAUGUCUUCAUGGCUCUUUCUUUCUCCCGUGAUGAAGUGUGCUGGCUAAUUCGCCACAGUGAAAAUAUUCCAAAAACCAAGAAUCCUGAGGACUAUGUCGACUUGAAUAUUGCAGAACUGCUUUUCUAUGUGGAAAAGUUGAGAAUUUUGGUGCACCGAUUCAAGUCAGUUUUACUUCGCUAUCACCUGUUAUACCUUGCUCAGUUUGAUGCCCUGGCACUCAAUGACACCAUGCAGAAUCUCCCUGUUUGUCCAGAGGAGGAGUCCAUACUGAUGUCAUAUUUUGUGUCAUCUUUGUCCUCAAUGUCUGUGAAACAAGUGGAGAGCGGUGAACAGUUUGAUUUGCAGGGAAUGAGACUGGACUGGUUCAGGCUACAGGCAUACACCAGUGUGGCUAAGGCUCCCCUGAGUCUCCGAGACUAUCCUGCACUGGCCCGUCUGAUGAACAUGAUUGCCUUCCACACUAUGAUGAUAGAUAAUGUUGAAGGUCUUCUUGAGGAAACCUCUGAUCUAUCAAUUUUGUGUUUCUACCCUCGUGUUUUUGAGAAGAUGUUCCACCAGUGCAACGAUGACAUCCAGGAGCAGAAGUACCUCAUCUCCUUCCCUCAAGUCUGCUCCCACUUUCACACGUCCACUCACAGCAUGUGUCCAGAGGAGGCCCCAAUGCUAGAAAAGAGGAGUCUAACCUACUGUGCCAGUUUUCUGGAUGAGAUCUCCAAGCAGGCCUGCGAUGUUCUCCUGGAAUUAUGUGCUGAGCAACGCAACCUAAGUGACCAGCUACUGCCUAAGCACUCUGCACAUACAAUCAGCAGAGUUCGAAAUAAAACACAGAAAAAGCAGGUAGCAAAAAAAGGCGAAACUCCAAGCCACAAACCAGGAGCAGAAAGCCAAAGGAAAGACCGCUUCAUUGUAACCAAUAUGGACAAACUACAUCUGGCCUUGACUGAGCUUUGUUGGUCCUUCCACAAUUGCUCCCAUAUUUUAGUGUGGGACCAUGUCAUCAUCCCCAUGGAACAUUUGCUGUCACAACUAGAAGUACGUCUCAACAGGUCAAUUGUAAACAUGGUGAAUUACAACCAAGCCACUCUGGAGAUAACAAGACCCUCAGAGCUUCUGGUGAGCAUCAGGGCUUAUGUGGAGUCUUUACACAUGAUCUCCAGAUACAUCAAUGUGGAUGUCACCCGCCUGGUUAAAAGUGUUCUUUUGCAACAAACUCAGCCUCUUGAUAGCAUGGGGGAUCAGACGAUUACCACUCUCUAUACUAACUGGUAUUUGGAGGGUCUUUUGCGUCAGGCUAGUAGUGGGAUGAUUACUCACUCACCUACAAUGCAGACCUUCAUGAAUCAGCCAACUGAACAACAACAAAGCUUCAGCGCUCAAGAGUACACUGACAUAUCUGAAAUGCAGGCACUAGCUGAACUGAUUGGGCCCUAUGGAGUGUUGUUCCUGAGGGAAAAUCUUAUGUGGCACAUCACCUCUCAAAUUGCUGAGCUUAAGAAACUGGUCAUUGAGAACAUGGAUGCUCUGGUGCAGAUAAGAUCCAACUUUGAUAAGUCAGACCAAAUGGCUGCAUUACUCAAAAAGUUGCCUGCGGCUGAUAAUAUUCUAAAAAGAAUGGUGAUAAUUGGAGUGAUUUUGUCUUUCCGCAACAUGACACAAGAAGCGAUGAGAGAUGUGAUGCACAGACAUUGCCCUUUCAUCAUGGGACCCAUUGAAUGUCUGCAGGAUUUAAUAACUCCAGAUACUGACAUCAAGGUCACCCUAAGCGUGUUUGAGUUAACAUCAGCAGCUGGGAUUCCCUGUGAAAUUGAUCCAGCACUGGUCAAUGCACUCAGAGGCAUGAGGACAGAAAUGUCAUCUGCUGAUGAAGAAUACAAGCUGGCAUGUCUUUUAUUUGUCUACAUUGCUGUAUCUUUACCUAACUUGGCCAUGGAUCAAGGGUCAUUAUACAGCCGGGAGCAUGGAGGACAUGCAAAUAACAUUCAUUGUCUCGCUACUGCCAUCAAUCAAUUGGCUGCUGCUCUCUUCACUGUACACAACAAGAACAUCGAGGAACACCUGAAGGAAUUUCUCUUGAUUGCAUCAUCAGCACUCCUACAGCUUGGACAGAAUAUGGAGCGCCUUGAGACCAGAAAUAGGGACUCUGUUUAUCUUAUGUUGCACUUGAUUGUGGAAGAGUCACCUUUUCUCACCCAGGACAUGCUAGAGAGCUGCUUUCCAUAUGUCCUCUUACGUAAUGCAUACCGGGAUGUGUACAAGAUUGCUCCAAUAACACUGGGCUGACAACGAGAUGCCUAACCCAAAUAUAAGAUUCCCAGUAAACUGCUGCAAUCAAAAAUAAAUUUUGAGAAAAUACAUUUCAUUUAUGGUAAUAGAGGAAAACUUCUUAAACUUUAAUGUUUUAUUAGUAAACAUUCAUGAACACAAGAAGUAGUAGAAAAAGGCCACUCAACCCUGACUUGCCCAUUGUUUGACCAAAAUAUAAAACUCAUCACCACAAGAUUCAAGUCAAUUUUAGCUGAUUCUAACUCUUCAGUUCUGCUGAGCUAAUCUAAUUUUUAAUUCCUAUAAUAACAUAUAUAAUAUAAAUUUACACUUUACAGUAUAUAGAGGGUGAGUCAAAACUAUGUUAAUUUUUGAAUGGCGGAAACAAUUUAUUCACAAAUCAUGCUUCAUAUGUGCAAGAUGAUUUACAGGACUGUCUCAACCUGUUCGCCAUCAUGUUCAACACAUGUGGCACAUAAAUUACCCACAAAAAUUUCAUAUAAGUAUAUACAUAGCAGUACCAUUACUGAGACCUUCCUGUAAAUCAUCUUGCACAUAUGAAGCAAGUUAACAUAAUUUUGAGUCACCCUGUACUGUUCUAAUGAUAAAAAGUAGCAGUAUAACUGAAAAACAAAAAGAGGUUUGAUAUGACCUAGAACAUGAUAAAAAAAAAACAUCCACAGAAAUUGUACUCGGGAAGCAGCAGGACAGAAAUGAUCAAAUAAUUCAUUUGACACCUCUGAUUACUAAUUCUUUAUACUGGCUGCACUAAGAAUCAUAUUCAUGGCUUUUCAAAACAUGUUUUUUAAAAACAUAUUUUUAAUUUUAAAUAGCUUAUAUUUACACAACAACCUCAUCAAAAGUGGUAAAAGUUUUUCUUUGUAAUAAUAAUAAUAAUAAUAAUAAUAAACAAAUAAAUAAUUCAAAUGACAAUUAAUUGUAACUGUUAAGAAUAACAGCAUAACAAAUAUAAUUAAUUUUAAAUACAACUUAAAACCAUAAUGCAGAAAAAUAAUAGUUGACAUAAUGAUAAAAUAUGCAGAAUAAAUUUCAUAUACUGUUUUAAUAAUGUAAUUUUUCUUUCAAAAUAGCUUUCUUGAAAUGUCAACCAUGCAAAGCACUAAAGAUUAUUUAAACACCCACUAUCCACUUUAUAAAGAGAUCAGGAAAAAGUAACAAAAUCUUCAUAUUUCAAUCCAGGGAUUAAGGGGCCUGGAGUUUAUAUACUGUAUGUGACUUUUACCGCUUGCAGGAACCAAAACAGAAUGGGCCACUAGGUGAUCACUGAGCACACUCACAGUCACUCACACAUAUGCACCUCCUCAUACAGAUAUAGCUUCAAUUGUCGAACAGUCUAUCAAGCAUGCCCUUUGACAAGUGGAAGCGAAACAGUUUCUGGAAAAAAUCUUAAAUCUUACCAACGCUAUCGAGACGGUGCCCAGACUAGGAUUUAAAACCAAGGCCCACUACUAGGAGGCUGCAGAUCUCACCACUGUGCCAUUGCACUAGCCUAAGAUAUGUAAUAACUGUCUUUAAAUUUUAAACACAAAAAAACUUAGUAAAAUUAAGAUAUAUAUUUACGUAUUUUACAUUAUCUUUGUAAUAAUAGCAAAGAUCAUUUUUACAUUAUCUUCACUAUAAAUAAUAGCAACCAUCCAUUAUUAAAUGAUUUUGCUUUGAUUUGAAUGAUAAAAUAAUAAAUAACUUAAGAAACACAGAGCUGACAGCUUGCUACUUUAAAAUAUGCUAGAGCCACAUUAACAUGUACUUAUACUUGAUUAUAUAUUUAUAUAUAAAUAUGAUAAAAAUGAAAUAAAGUUAAUUUAUAUAGAAUAAAGUAAAAUGUAUUAAUAAUAAACACUGGUUAUUCUGGCUGUGUAUUAAAAGAUUUACAUACAUUUUUUUUUUUUGCCGGCAGCUUUUUGUUUGAAGUUCUGCUAUGUACAUUGGUUACACAGUUGCCACGUUAGGGAUAAAGGGUUAAUUAUUGCUAGGAAACAAACCUUCGUCAUACCUGCAGGUGAGCUUGUUAAGGAGGCAGAACUAAUGAGCUGGACUAUGAUCUGCAUCUUGGGAGGAAGUUGUGUGCUUCAGAAUUGAACUCGAAUAGAUUAAAAUAGUGGCCAGGUCCCCUAGUGAAAAGUUGAGAUUAGACAACAUGCUGACGUAGGUCAAGACGAUAACAGAGGAGGUAAACCUGUGCUACAAAAAAAGGAUGACGGAAGACUGAGUUGAGUGUAUCUUUUGGGUACAAUCAAUCAGGGACAUGAAAUCUGACUCAGGGGAAAAAAUUUGCUUUUGUUUGAAAAACCCUUGACUGUGGCAUAUAAACAUUUCAAAACAUGUAGCAGUUUUUCUAAUGAAUAAAGUUAAUUUGUAUCAUAAUAAUGCCUAU
Molecule: messenger RNA, 5869 nt
Organism: Erpetoichthys calabaricus (reedfish)
Lineage: Eukaryota; Metazoa; Chordata; Cladistia; Polypteriformes; Polypteridae
Gene: nckap1l
Product: NCK associated protein 1 like
Exons: 31
Coding region: 121-3492 (1123 amino acids)
Biological process (GO): cell morphogenesis; cell projection assembly; cell migration
Cellular component (GO): SCAR complex
Source: RefSeq, a predicted model, not a curated record